This is a messenger RNA of Rhododendron vialii, 1970 nucleotides long. Its product is annotated as tubulin alpha-5 chain. The transcript has 5 exons. Gene Ontology annotation, biological process: microtubule cytoskeleton organization; mitotic cell cycle. The record is from RefSeq and is a predicted model, not a curated record. Gene Ontology annotation, molecular function: GTP binding; structural constituent of cytoskeleton. Gene Ontology annotation, cellular component: cytoplasm; microtubule. NCBI's taxonomy places the organism in Eukaryota, Viridiplantae, Streptophyta, Magnoliopsida, Ericales, Ericaceae. Bases 304 to 1653 code for a protein of 449 amino acids.
CUGGCGCCCAAUGGCGGGGGCACCUUUUCCCUCGGACUCCAAACAUUCAUCAAAUGCUAUUUAAAGAGAAGACAAAUUAGGAACGAAGGAAGGAAAGACAAGUGUGCAGUGCAGCCAGACAUAGAAAAAGAGAAGAACUCGGGACAAACACUGCUUUUUCCUUUUCCGUCGGUUAAUAUUGAGGAGAGAGAUCGAAGAAUUAGGGUUCUGUUUCUGAGGCUUGGAUCUGUGGUAUCGUUUAUAGUCGGGUUCCAACAAAUCCAAGUCUAGAGAGAGAGAGAGAGAGAGAGCGGGAGAGGAGAGAUGAGAGAAAUCAUAAGCAUUCACAUAGGGCAAGCAGGUAUCCAGGUUGGGAAUUCGUGUUGGGAACUCUAUUGCCUCGAACAUGACAUUCAGCCCGAUGGCAUGAUGCCCAGUGACACAUCAGUGGGUGUUGCACAUGAUGCGUUCAAUACCUUCUUUAGCGAGACUGGUGCAGGCAAACAUGUCCCCAGAGCUAUAUUUGUUGACCUCGAACCAACCGUUAUUGAUGAAGUCAGGACAGGCACUUACCGCCAGCUUUUCCAUCCGGAACAGCUUAUUUCUGGAAAGGAAGAUGCUGCUAACAACUUUGCAAGAGGGCAUUAUACAGUGGGAAAGGAGAUUGUUGAUCUUUGCCUUGAUCGAGUGAGAAAGUUAGCAGAUAACUGCACUGGUUUGCAAGGGUUUUUGGUGUUCAAUGCCGUUGGUGGUGGCACUGGUUCUGGUUUGGGGUCCUUGUUAUUGGAACGGCUUUCUGUGGACUACGGAAAGAAGUCAAAGCUUGGGUUUACCAUCUAUCCUUCUCCUCAGGUCUCGACUGCAGUUGUGGAGCCCUAUAACAGUGUACUUUCUACGCAUUCCCUCCUUGAGCACACAGACGUGGCUGUUCUUUUGGACAAUGAAGCCAUUUAUGAUAUUUGCCGUAGAUCCCUAGACAUAGAGAGGCCAACUUACACCAAUUUGAACCGAUUGAUCUCCCAAAUCAUAUCAUCUUUGACAACUUCCUUAAGGUUUGAUGGUGCCAUUAACGUUGACGUUACGGAGUUCCAGACUAACCUUGUGCCGUAUCCCCGUAUCCAUUUCAUGCUUUCUUCAUAUGCCCCAGUUAUUUCGGCCGCAAAAGCAUACCACGAGCAGCUAUCUAUACCUGAGAUCACAAAUGCAGUGUUUGAGCCCUCAAGCAUGAUGGCAAAAUGUGAUCCAAGGCAUGGGAAAUACAUGGCCUGCUGCUUGAUGUACCGUGGAGAUGUUGUUCCGAAGGAUGUUAAUGCUGCCGUUGCCACUAUCAAGACCAAGCGGACUGUUCAGUUUGUUGACUGGUGUCCUACUGGAUUCAAAUGCGGCAUUAACUACCAGCCUCCAACAGUGGUACCUGGAGGUGAUCUUGCCAAGGUGCAGCGAGCUGUGUGCAUGAUCAGCAACAACACAGCAGUGGCAGAGGUGUUCUCCCGCAUUGAUCACAAAUUUGAUCUUAUGUAUGCCAAAAGGGCAUUUGUCCACUGGUAUGUUGGUGAAGGCAUGGAGGAAGGGGAGUUCUCUGAGGCUCGUGAAGAUUUGGCUGCUCUUGAGAAAGAUUACGAAGAAGUUGGUGCCGAAGCUGUGGAAGACGAAGAUGAGGGCGAAGAUUAUUGAGCUGACUUAUGUUUGGGGAAUUGUCUUUGGUGUGAUUGGUUAAUCUGAGCAGUGCUUAACCUUGCGUCUCUCUCUGGUGUUUCAUUUCUCUCCCGUGUUAUCAUUCUCCUCUCAUGUAAUGAAGAAGUUAAAAUUUGUGUUUGCUAUCUACUAAAGUGUUUGCUGUACCAUGAAAGAAAAAGUGGGUUUUUAGAAAGUUUCGUCCUUUGAUUCCGUUUGGUCAGUCUCGUUUUAUGGCCAAAAUAACGGAUGAAAAACCCAUUAGUGGAUGAGAUAUCAUGACAACUAUUACUAUUUCCACGGUUCCUUGAGGAUUA